Messenger RNA from Gymnogyps californianus (California condor), 890 nucleotides. RefSeq names its product CD164 molecule like 2 (gene CD164L2). The transcript is spliced from 6 exons. The record is from RefSeq and is a predicted model, not a curated record. Bases 1 to 522 code for a protein of 173 amino acids. Gene Ontology annotation, cellular component: cytoplasmic vesicle. NCBI's taxonomy places the organism in Eukaryota, Metazoa, Chordata, Aves, Accipitriformes, Cathartidae.
AUGGCCCCGCCGUGCGCCGGGGCGCUGCGCUGCGCGCUGCUCUGCGCGCUGCUCUGCGCGCAGGGGCCCGCUCCCACCCGCGCAGGUACGGCCGGGGAGCGGGGGUGCGGCGAGCUGAGGUCCUGUGAGACAUGCACGGCCGGCACCACCUCGCACAACGCCACCGGCUGCGUCUGGGUGGGCUGUGGGACCCCCGAGGAGCCAGAGACAGGGAGCUGCGUGCAGAGAGGAGCAGCAGCGCGAGAGACCUGUGCACUCUACAACACCAGCACCCUGUGUCAAGCGCUGAAGUCCCCCACCGAAGAGCCUCCGCGGUCCCAUAGCAAGGAGCCGGUGACACACUCCCCAAGGACCACCACCACCAGCGCCCCAUUGACGGGCAGCCCCGAAUUUCACCCGCCCGGCUUUGACACGGCCAGCUUCAUCGGCGGCAUCGUGCUGGUGCUGAGCGUCCAAGCCGUCGUCUUCUUCAUCAUCAAGUUCAUCAAGUCGAAGGACAGCACCUACCAAACGCUGAUCUGAGGCCACUGCGCGCCCCGGGCUGGGGAGAUGCUGCCCUCGUCCUCCCCGGGGCAGGCAGAGAAGAGGCCAGCGCUGCCAGUGUCCCUGCCCGCUGCCGGUGUCCCUGCCUGGUGCCAGCAUCCCUGCCCGCUGCCGGACUGUGUCCCCCCCCCCGACAGCCGCAGGGCCCCACACCACAACUAUGCAAAGCUGGCUCUGCCCCUGGCUGCCCUCUCCGCCCCGGGGGACACCAGGGUGGGAGAUGUCACCCAGGCCUGACCCCUGUCCCCAGCGCGGCUGGGGAUGCUCCGGGGGGGUUUGCACCCUCCGGCUGCUUCCCGGGGUGGGGAGGGCAGAGCAGGGCGGAGGGGUGCAGCUGGGGACGGGGG